CUCCUGUGAGAGAAUCUGAUUGUCCAGUAGUAAGUGGGUGUGUCACUUGACAUAUAAAUACCUCGAGUGAGUUCAUUUUGACGUAAACUAGUCAGGGAAUCUCAUCAUCCAUCUGUCCUCCUAACUCUUAUCGAUCGUUGCGUCACUGAAGGAAAUGUCUCUCCGUGGGACUGUCGCGCUCCUGCUGUUCCUGUGUCUUUCACAGCUCAUCUUCACUGCUGACAGCAUUAGAGGAGAGAGGAGGAAAGGAAGGAAGCCGGAGAGCCAAGGUGAUAAAAACAUUUCCGUACACAAGGGAAAGUUUACAACCAAGGACAAGGCGCAGUGCUUGUGGGUGGCGCGCGGAGAGGACAACUACACCAUGACUGUUACAUGUAAGCCUGGAAACGAGGAUGGAUUCAGCUGUAAAUACACUGCCAAGCCCGCGACGUGCACCGAAUAUGGGUCUAAUCCCAAGGGUUAUUGGAAACAGAUCGCCAGAUCUGUUAAAAAGCAGAAGAAACUUUGCGCGGAUGCGCGCGCACUGAUCCGCGCGGGCAUGUGUAAGCGUGCGCCGCUGGCCGCGCAUUUCAAACUCAUCGAAACGUCACAAGAGAAACCCCCCACAGAGAAAACACCGACGACCACGAGCACAAAGCGCCAGUGCACGGAACGCACUGACCACAGCGAGGUCGCCAAAGAGAGGUGCGGAGAUUCCUGGGCGAGUCUCUGCGCGUUUGUCUUUACUAUAAUCCAGAGCGGAGACUGUUGAGCAUGUGUAUGCGUACGUUUGUCGCUAAUUAUAUUAUAUAAUACUAAUAAUAC
This is a messenger RNA of Cyprinus carpio (common carp), 804 nucleotides long. Its product is annotated as fibroblast growth factor-binding protein 1-like. The record is from RefSeq and is a predicted model, not a curated record. Gene Ontology annotation, molecular function: growth factor binding. Lineage: Eukaryota; Metazoa; Chordata; Actinopteri; Cypriniformes; Cyprinidae. Gene Ontology annotation, biological process: cell-cell signaling.